GAUCAGUAAAUGCUUGUGAAAAGACCUCAUUUAUGUUUCUUCGACAAGAGUUGCCUGUUAGAUUGGCAAAUAUAAUGAAAGAAAUAAGCCUUCUUCCAGACAAUCUUCUCAGGACGCCAUCAGUACAGUUGGUACAAAGUUGGUAUAUACAGAGUCUUCAGGAGCUGCUUGAUUUUAAGGACAAAAGUGCUGAAGAUGCUAAAACUAUUUAUGAAUUCACAGACACAGUGAUAAGGAUCAGAAACCGGCACAAUGAUGUCAUUCCAACCAUGGCCCAGGGUGUGACCGAAUACAAGGAGAGCUUCGGGGUGGAUCCUGUCACCAGCCAAAAUGUCCAGUACUUUUUGGAUCGAUUCUACAUGAGUCGCAUUUCAAUUAGAAUGUUACUCAACCAGCACUCUUUAUUGUUUGGUGGAAAAGGAAGCCCAUCUCAUCGAAAACACAUUGGAAGCAUAAAUCCAAACUGCGAUGUAGUCGAAGUCAUUAAAGAUGGCUAUGAAAAUGCUAGGCGGCUUUGUGAUUUGUAUUAUGUUAACUCUCCUGAACUAGAACUUGAAGAACUAAAUGCGAUUUCACCAGGACAGACAAUACAAGUGGUUUAUGUACCAUCCCAUCUCUAUCACAUGGUGUUUGAACUGUUCAAGAAUGCAAUGAGGGCUACCAUGGAGCACCAUGCUGACAAAGGUGUCUAUCCCCCGAUUCAAGUUCAUGUCACACUGGGUGAGGAGGAUUUGACUGUGAAGAUGAGUGACCGGGGAGGUGGUGUUCCACUGAGAAAGAUUGACAGACUCUUCAACUACAUGUACUCAACUGCACCCCGGCCUCGUUUUGAGACAUCCCGUGCAGUGCCCCUGGCUGGUUUUGGUUAUGGAUUGCCCAUAUCACGCCUCUAUGCACAGUACUUCCAGGGGGACCUAAAGCUGUACUCCUUGGAGGGCUACGGGACUGACGCUGUUAUCUAUAUUAAGGCUCUGUCAACAGAAUCCAUCGAGAGACUCCCCGUGUAUAAUAAAGCUGCCUGGAAGCAUUACAAAACCAACCAUGAAGCUGACGACUGGUGUGUCCCCAGCAGAGAGCCGAAAGACAUGACCACAUUCCGAAGCUCUUAGAUGCACAUGGGGCACCUGGAAAAUCCAAAUGUGGUUUUGCUAAGUUUGGAAGAGAUGUGUUUGGAGCCACAUUAUAUCAAAUAUGUCAUUUGUGAUUUUCACAAUUCAUGUUGCUAAAGCUCCUAAAGGAUCAAUUAUACCAACUUUAUUCUGAUAUGUUUGGUUAAUUGGACAUAUUUUUAAACACUCAUAGUAUCAACUUCCCUCUGUGUGGUAGAUUUAUUGAGUGUGAAGUCUCUGGGUUUCUGGAGGAAGUUAAAUAUUGAUUUUCAAGUUCUCAUUUAUUUCUGCUGGAAAUAAAGAAUGUGGAGUAGCUGGUUAGUGGCUCGCUUUUGGAGUUCUGUCACAUGUUGGUGAUAACGGCUAAUUAGAUGGUGUUCUCAUCUUCCACGAAAGCAGAAUCCAGUGGUACCAAUAGGACCUUUCACGCAUUGUCUGCUGAAAUGAAUUAUCAUGGCAUUCUUUUAUUGCAGAAGGUUGUAAUGUCUGAUUUCCCGCUGAGCUAAGUCCCCAUCAUAGGUAGUGUACUCAGGAUCAGUGCAAGGGAUUUUCUUUAAGAACAAUGUCUCUCUGUAGCCCUAGCUGGCCUUGAAAUCGACACCCAUCCUUAGCAUCCUGAGUGCUGCAAUGAGAAGGGUGUGUCUGGUGCAUAAGAGAAAUGUUUAUGCCCAAACAAGCAAAGUAGCAGCAGAGAAAGAACCAGGGCAAAGCACUAAGUGCCCGUACUGAACCGACUGACUGUUAAGGUUAUCUGAUGGAGCUUUUGAAAGAAUUCGUUUUUCUGGGUCCUGCUCCAGGAAUCCAGAGGCUGAAGGAAGGUUUUGGUUCUCCUGUUUCCAGGUCAGAUUGCUAGACUUUAGGAGACAUAAUCUAAAUCUCAGGCCUGGUACAAUUGAAAGCAGAGUCAGGAACAGGGAGACUAGGGUGACCUUAGUCACCUUGGUUUUAAGUGGUGGCUGAGGAACAUGCAUUUUUCUAAAACCCAGAUUUCUUUUCUUUUUCUAAAUCAGAGAAAAGUCAGCUUAGAUUGGCUACAAAACCCCUUUGUAUCUGUGUGGUAAUUUAAAGUUUGGAAAUGCUUUGAGGUAUUAGGACGUUAUUUGUGUCAAAACACGAGCUGUGGAACCUUGGUUCUCACUCUGAGUAACCCAAAGUCACACAGACUUGGAGCUAUAGCCUGAGCUAUCCCUGCUGAUCACUGUCAUCUGUCAUGGUUGUUCUUACCGCAUCUGUUAAGUGAUGAAGAAAUACUUUGAAAAUGUGCUUGGCUACUUACCUGGAGGGAUCUGGGGGUUUGGUUUGGAAAGUGCUGUGAGUUAAAGCAUCUCACUCUUGAUAGGAUUUAUCAAAUACUACUUCAUCCCAUAUAUAUAUAUAUAUAUCCAAAUCAUGCAGUGUGGUACAAAAUAGAAUUCUUGUACCAAAUGAUAGAAACUUGUAGGUUGAGGAUGCCCAGGGUGGUCAAUUCAGGACCCUCAUGUGAGAGGUGAGGGGCCUGAAACUCAGGUCCUGUUGGUCCAGGGUUUUUAGCUAAUACAACCAAAUGUUGGAAAAGACAUACCUUAUACCCGCUGUUCCUAACUGAGGACUUUGUAAGAAAUAAUAGACUAUGUUCAUGAGUGACAUUUAUUCCGUGUAUUACACUUAUUAGCUUUAAAUUACAUUUUCUUGCAAUGAUGAAAUAUUUUGGAAUCUUUUGUACAACUGUCAAUAAAUGUACUAUUUUUACUUGUGAAAUACUUUUCCUUCUCCAAAGAAUUAGAAGUUCCUCCCUCCCCCAUUUAAGAGCUAAGAAAUGUUUUCAGACAAGAAGUAAAAUAAAAUUAUUUUACUUCAGUCUCUUGUUAAGGUGUAGCACCUUUCGCUUUGUUAUCAUGGUAAUGGAUGGAAAAUUGUGUGUGAAAAUAUUGGGGGGGGGGAGUUUUUUCAGAGUUGCUUUUAAAGAUACCUAAAAGGUUUUUAGAUUCUCAAGAUGAGCUGGUUGGUCUGUCAGCAAUUAUUUUAUGUGGUGUGGGUGUAAAAAUAGAUUGAUGGUCAGGGAGUGGAUAGCAAGUGGUUUUCAUAACCUGGGCAGUUAAUGAGUAUGCCAGUACAUUGUAGGAAAGGGAUUGUAAGAAUAUCCCAAGCUGCAGUUUAAAAUGGUAGUUGGUUUUGAUGCCUUUACACUUAAUAAUGGUCAAUAUCUUCCACUGUGCAGUUUCUACAUGGAUGUAUUGAAGCAGAAUUCUACCAUAGUAAAAGAUGUUUUCUCAGUGACAGUAAACUGGAAACAUGAAUCAGCUCUUUUCAAAUAAACUUGAGUCACUUAAGGAAUUUUAGAAAUAUACUCCUGUCUUUUAAAGAGCAGCCUGUCUCACCAUCAACAUUCAACAUUCUAUAAACGUUCAAGAACUGUAACUAGGUGCCAGCAGGUAAAAGCAAUGGCCACCAAGCCUGGCAACCUAGUUCCUUCCUCAGAGCACACAUGGCGGAAGGAAAGAACCGACUACCCCAUAAGUUGUCUUCGGACCUCCACAUGUGCACUGGCACGUGGGAUCCCCCACACAAAAUAAAACGAAACUUCAGUUAUAGCUAGGUAUUUUGCACUCUCUUAACUAUCUCUAAUAGAGGUGUUUGAGGCAGGUUUCCAAUGUGUAUAGUCUAACGGGGAAGCAGGUAGUAAGUAAAGUUUGUGUGGUUUCAGUUACCCUAGGUUUUUCAUUAUCUAAUACACUGCCAAUGAUUGAAAUGUACUGCAUAGAUGGAGACCUGAUGUAUAAUUUUGCAAAGCUAUAUAUAUAAAUUUGGAUAACCUUCCACAGUAGAAAUAAUUGUAGGAAGGGGCUUAGCCAGCACUACCUUCUACUUAAUGAUAAUGGAGUGUCUGAACUUUUACAGUCAAGGCAGAGCGCAUUCUGUUUUUCAUUGAUAGCACAAAAGCACCACAUCUUCCUGUCACUGUUAAAAUCAGUAAGGUCCAGCCAGGAUGGUGGCACACCUGUAAGUGACUCACAUGAGUUUGAGCCAGCCUGGUCAGCAUAGGGAGUUUUGGGCCAGCCAGGGCUACAUAGUCCCUGUGGUUUUUGUUUGUUUUAAAACCAAUAAAGUCCAUAACAAUUACAGAGGGAAGGGAAAGAGUUGUGUGGCUCUGGUUAAUUGGGGAGGAACCCCAGCCAGUAAACUUUGAGUUGAUGUCAUUAGUUUUACAAAGGAAUGUGAAGCUUCAGAGGGUAGGUGGCUGGGGUUAAACUUGGUUUUUACUGGAGGAACUACUCAUUAUAGCUGAUCAAUAUCUGGUCUCAAUACUAUUAAUUUUCUCACAGUCAAACCCAAGACACUCAAAAAAUAAUACAACUAAUGCUUUGUGAAGUUGUUUUUCUCAUGUCAGCAAUGAAUGCAUUCCUAUUUUACUUAGUCCCGUCGUUCAUAAACCACUGUAUCAUUUGUUCUACUUUUGUGUUUGGAAAGAAUUAAACAUUUUACUGUCCACUUUU
This is a messenger RNA of Cricetulus griseus (Chinese hamster), 4582 nucleotides long. Lineage: Eukaryota; Metazoa; Chordata; Mammalia; Rodentia; Cricetidae. The record is from RefSeq and is a predicted model, not a curated record.